GGUGUCGCUACCUGGUACACUGGCUCGCAGAUGAACGCCCCCGCCUGUGGUGGUGGCACGCCCAGCGACAACGACAUGGUCGGCGCCGUCUCUCAGAACAGUCCCUUCAAGUGCCACGACAGGGUCACCCUCUCCCGUGGCAGCAAGAAGGUUACCGUAAAGGUCGUCGACUUCUGCGAGUCUUGCUCGCCCACCCACGUCGACUUGAGCAAGGCUGCCUUCAAGAAGCUCGCGUCCCUCGGUGAGGGUGAGCUUCACGGCCUCAACUGGUCGAUG
This is a messenger RNA of Jaminaea rosea, 276 nucleotides long. RefSeq lists its product as hypothetical. The transcript is spliced from 2 exons. The record is from RefSeq and is a predicted model, not a curated record. NCBI's taxonomy places the organism in Eukaryota, Fungi, Basidiomycota, Exobasidiomycetes, Microstromatales. The annotation marks the transcript as partial.